Molecule: messenger RNA, 615 nt
Organism: Symbiodinium sp. CCMP2592
Lineage: Eukaryota; Dinophyceae; Suessiales; Symbiodiniaceae
Source: the annotation of a GenBank genome assembly
AUGGCAGUCUUGCGAUGUGCAGGGUUUCUGUUUUUCUUAGUCCGGGCAGCUGCAUACCCGGGGUCCAUGAGUUGCGACUUCACGUGUGUGGGCGGCUACACACCUGGAAGCUCCUUCGGGUUCAUGGGCAUCGCAAACAUUGGAGCUACGUCGGGAGACACCUGCAAGAUUGCCACAGAUGUCCCAAGCGAGGGCUACACCGCCGGAGGGUCGUACAUGGUGACAGUCACCUCGACCACUGCACUGGCACAGAAGCUGGUGUCCAACGGUGGAGCCUUCAGCAACGGCAUGGUCUCCGACAAUUCGCCGAAGAGCACGAGCAAGCAACACGCGUGGACGGCACCAAGCUCUGGCGAUGUCACGUUCCGGGCCUUGUGUGGUGCCGGUGGCAGCAUCGAUGAGAUGUGGUAUGCUCAAGAGGUGAUGACGGACACGACAACAGCAACAGAUGCUUCAGAUGCGAACACGUCGUCUACGACAACCGCAGCGAACACGACUACGACGACCACGACCUCUCAGUCUCAGUCGGACGAGGACGGGGGCACCAUUUCGGCAGCUGCGGUUCUUGGCGGUUUGCCAGCUCUCAUCCUCGCAGCAAGCUUCCAGCGGUGGUGA